Anguilla anguilla (European eel) is the source of this 6293-nucleotide messenger RNA. Its product is annotated as trafficking kinesin-binding protein 2-like. Gene Ontology annotation, molecular function: GABA receptor binding. Bases 445 to 3402 code for a protein of 985 amino acids. The record is from RefSeq and is a predicted model, not a curated record. The transcript is spliced from 19 exons. Gene Ontology annotation, cellular component: dendrite. Lineage: Eukaryota; Metazoa; Chordata; Actinopteri; Anguilliformes; Anguillidae. Gene Ontology annotation, biological process: neurogenesis; anterograde axonal transport of mitochondrion.
AAAGGACAUUCUGAUAGCGAGUUCUUUUUCCUGAUUUGUUUCACUUCCGGGAAGGUCAUUUCUUUCUUUAAAAAAAGGGUGGUGGGGAGUUAAUAUGAGAUGACAGGAUCACGUGUGAAUUUGUACUGAUGUAAAGCAGUUCUUUAAGAUAAUUGGAGUCCGUGUUCUUCGAAUUAUCCUGGGGUUACUGAGAACCUACAGCACGGCUUGUCUCUUACAGGACUGCUGGGUCACAAUUUAGACGAAUUGAAGGCGCUUGUGGAGAACACCGUGCGACUCAGGAUCUUCCGUCCCAUUGGUUGCCAAACGCCUUGAGUCUUCCGACACCUUGACCCCGCCCCCAUCCCCACCCCAUCCCCCCGCCCCUCACCUGGUAGGGCAGAAUGUGAGGCCCCUCCCCUUGCCCCUCCCCCCGGGUCCGUGUGCCAGUGCGCUGGCGGGGAGAUGUUUGAAGUGAAGCCCAUGAGCGUGGAGAAGGAGCCGGCCCCCUGCCCCGAUGAGGGCCACAAGGACUGUGGGUCGGGCCCCGCCCACGUUGAGCUGCGCGGCUCGGACGGCGAGUCCCUGUACCUGUACGACAGCCAGGACUGGGCCCUGUCCCCCAGCUGCUCACCUGAAGAGAGCAGCGCCGUCUCCCCCAUGCUGGCUGAGGAGACCUUCCGCUACAUGACCUACCUUGCUUUGGAGCCCUCCUCCUAUUCUCACCCUGGCUCCCACUGCCUCUCUCAAGUCCUCAGUGGUGAUAGGGUGGACCAGAUGACCAAGACCUACAAUGACGUCGAUGUGGUGACACACCUGCUGGCUGAGCGGGACCGGGAUCUGGAGCUGGCCGCGCGCAUCGGCCAGUCCCUGCUGCAGAGGAACCACCUGCUGCAGGAGCGCAACGAGUCUGUGGAGGAGCAGCUGGCAGAGGCCCUGGAUCGGGUGCACCAGCUGCAGCAUGAGCUGAGUAAGAAGGACGAGCUGCUGCGCAUGGUGGCCAGCGCCUCAGAGGAGAGCGAGACCGACUCCAGCUGCUCCACGCCGCUGCGCCACAGCCAGUCCCUGGGCGCCGCGCUCGCCCUCAGCCAGCUGGAGGCGCUGCAGAGCAAGCUGCAGGAGCUGGAGGAGGAGAACCUGGCCCUCCGCUCUGAGGCGACGCACCUGAAGACAGAGACCAUCACGUAUGAGGAGAAGGAGCAGCAGCUGGUCAGCGACUGCGUGAAGGAGCUCCGGGAGACUAACAGCCAGAUGGUGGCGCUGACGGACGAGCUGUCGCGGAAGAACGAGGAGGUGCUGCGUCACCAGGAGGAGAUGGCCCAGCUGCUGGCCCAGAUCGUGGACCUGCAGCACCGCGUCAAGGAGCUGGCCCUGGAGAAGGAGGAGCUGAGGAUUCACCUGCAGGCCUCCAAAGACGCUCAGCGGCAGCUCACUGCAGAGCUGAACGAGCUGCAGGACAGGAACGCGGAGUGCGUGGGGAUGCUGCACGAGUCUCAGGAGGAGGUCCGGGAGCUGCGCAACAAGUGCACGCCGUCUGCAGGCCUGCGCAGACACCUGCCCUACGGCCUGUUGCCCAUGGACUCUCUUGCUGCUGAAAUCGAGGGCACUAUGCGGAGGGAGCUGAGUUUGGAGGAGGAGAGCACUAUGCAGGAGCAAAAGAGUGCCCAGCAGCGCGUGUUCCAGACGGUGCGGUCGAUAAACGAGUCGGCGCGGCCGCACCUCCCGCCGCGGCCCAUCCCCGGCUCCGCCCGCAGCAGCGUGGUGAUGACGGCCCAGCCCUUCCUGUCUCAAACGCCCCGCGGGGCGGAGUCCUCCGAGGGCGCCUGCAAGCAGGGGGCGCGGCCCGAGCAGCCCGGCUCCCCGGGAGGAAGUGACCUCGUCUCGGCGCUGCACCGCCUCUCGCUGCGGCGGCAGAACUUCCUGUGCGAGCGGCAGUUCUUCCAGGCGGAGCGGGACAGGAAGCUGCAGGCCCCGGCCGGGGACGGGCCCGAGGCGGACGGGGAGGGGAGCGACUGCGGCUCCCCCCGCGGCAGCGCCUUCUCCUCCUUCUCCAACUUCUCCGAGCUCUCGGGCGCCUCCGGCUGCUUCAAGACCUACCUGCCCGAGAAGCUGCAGAUCGUCAAGCCCAUGGAAGGUUCUCUGACGCUGCACCACUGGCAGCAGCUGGCCCAGCCCCACCUGGCCACCAUCCUGGACCCCCACCCGGGCGUGGUCACAAAAGGGUUCCGGCCUCUGCCCCAGGACGCCGUGUACCACCUGACCGACCUGGAGGAGGACGAGGAGGAGGCGGCGGUCCGGCGGGGGGACGGCGCGCCUGAGAAACGAGGAGGCGAGGAAGAGGAGGAAGAGGAGGGAGGGAUCACCUUCCAGGUGCAGUGCGCGUCCACGCCGGGGGAGAAGAAGGAGAGGGAGGGUGAGAGCGGGCCCCCCGGCUCGCCCGUGAGCUCCCGGCCCCCGUCCCCGGCUCGUCGCGCCUCCCCCGCCCCCCCUCCCCCGGGCCCCUCGGUCGCCCCCGCGUCUUCUGCACCCUUCCCGCCGGUAUCUCAGAUCCUCAGCACGCCGGCCUCCUCUUCAGCUCAGAACCCUGGGAAGUGUCUGAGUUCCACCUUCUCCACCUACACCUUUACCACCUGCCGGAUCCUGCACCCCAGUGCUGUCACCCUGGUCACCUCAAGCUCUAUGUCUUGUCCCUCGGUGUCGGUGCGUGAGGACACGCCCAGCUCCCUGCGCCCGGGCCCCAGCACGCCGGUGACGCCGUGCCGGCUCAGCCUGGGCGACUCCUUCCCCCCGCGCCGCCCCGCCGCGCCCCGCGGGCUGGCCAGGCUGCUGCUGGAGAAGGGCAUCUCCGCCCAGGCCAAGGCCGCCCCCCGCCCGCCCCCCGGCACCCCGCCCAACUCGCCGUCCCGCUCCCCCGCCGCCUCGCCCCUGCCCUUCGAGACGCGCCCCGCCUCCGCGGACAACUUCCUGGCCUCGCGCCCGGCCGAGCUCUUCCUCCAGGAGGUGUACGGGCUGAACCUGGGGCGGUCCCGGCCCGACCUGCCCGGCCCCGCCCAGCCGCUCUCUCGCCCCCACAGGCCCAGCCGGGUCAGCGUCAACCUGGUGGAGCAGGUGCGCCGGCUGGGCUUCGCCAAGGUGCUCCAGGGGGCGGAGUCCGACGGGCUGCGUCGCCAGGACUCCGCCACCUUCCUGGCGACGGGCGGGGGGAGCCUGCUGGACGGCCUGCGCAGGAACCAGAGCCUUCCCGCCAUGGUCGGCGGGGGGCGGGGCCCGUCCAUCUGCAGUCCCUCGCAUCCGGCCCCGCCCCUUCACCCGACCACUCUCUCCCUCCCCAUUCCCUCCUGGGGCAGCCUGAAGGAUCGAAGCUCCACCCCCACCUCUUCCGCCUCCCCGUCACAAGUCCAGCUGCCCCCACAUAAAGUCUGAGGAGCUCGCUGGAGAGGAGAGACUGGAGAGUGAUUGAGUGAUUGAUGGGCAAAUCCACCAAUGACGUUCUGUACUGAAGCACGUGACCCUUUGAUACUCCCUCCCCUUAUUGUCCCAGCCCCAGAAGCUGACUGACACGGGGAGCGACUGAGGACCUGUGGGCGACAUGGCAGAAGGGAAAUGCUCCAUUUGAAUCCCUUUAUUGUUUCCUUUAAGCACAAUUUAUGGAAAUGUGUAUAUAUUUUUGCAGGGUUUUUUUCCUGAUGUAAGCACUAAGGCGUUGUUCACAUAUGAAGGGGAGGUUCUUCUGCCCGUGUGAGCUCUCCUGCAGCCGUGAGGCCGUCCUUCGCUUUUAUUUAAGUCCUCAGGUGUGUUAUUAUCAGUGUUUGCUGUGAAGCCCUGGGCACCACAGAGGAAGAGAGGGAGGAGAGAAGUCGACGAAGGCAAGGGAAAGUGAGAAAGAUAAGCAGAGGGGUUGGUGAAGAGAGAGAGAGAGCGGUGUUCCGUGCUGGUAGGUCCCAGUGAAAGGAUGUGGAGAGAAAAAUGAGAGGUGGAGAGAGAAGGAGAAGGGAGGUGACUCAGGAAGGAAGGAACGCGAAGGUGAAGUGUGGAGAGUGAGCAGAGCUUCGGGCGAUGUUUGUGUGUCCAGGUCUUCAGCAGCUGUGGGAGACUGCAGAUGAAAUGCGGUGACAGAUGUGCAGCGUAAAUGCCUGACGCCUUGCCAUUUCCCCGCGUGACAAGACCGCUUCCCGUGCUGUACCUGCGUUGCGUGAGGUUACACUUCCAGCUAGAGAGUUUCAGUGUUAUCUUUCCGGUGAACCUCAGGUUAUUAUUCCUUUGUUUUGCUGUCGUUCGUUUUGUGCAAUACAAGCCCGUGGCCCUGGGAUGCUUCCAGCACGGCCUGUGACAUUUGCACAGCGUACGGCGUGAUCUACCGCGGUGACGGAGCGUAGAAACGUGUCACUUCCUGCCAGCUGGAGCCCCCGUCACACGUGUCUAGCGUGCUGGUAUGAGACCGGCCUGGAGGCUAUGAUGUAAUCUGUGUAACUGAAGCAGCCGUCUGGCUUUUAAGUAGUGUACGCACUACUCGUGUUCAACAUGAAAUGGGUCUUUACCUGAAGGGAAAGCCCAGCGCUUUUCAUAUUUAUGAAUGUGUUGCCAUACGCGCAUAUUUGAGUAUAUAUAUGAGUUUAGAGCCAACAUGUCCACAUGGGCCUGACCUAUGGAGCGGAGGAUUGUGGGAAGAUGAAACUCCUUAGAAUGGACUCUGACCCCCAUGUGCCACUGCGGUGGUGGAGCUGUGGCACUGACCCAAAGAUGGUAUGAAAGCCAGGUUCAUUCGAGCCCCACUACAGCCUAAGUGAGAACCACAGUGUUUUUAAUCUGGUGCAGGUGUGGUUUUGUGUUGGUGUGACAUUCUUGAACUUUCCGGGUGUGAAGCAGGAAGUGACAGACUGGGGCUGUAGAGAGUAGUGACAGUUUGCUGAAAUGGGAGUGUGAUCUUGUUCUGUGGUUCUCAAAUAUGGUUCCCUACUGUGGCUGUUGAAUGUUGGGCAGCUAUACAGGCAGCUAAGGGGCAGACCAUCUAAGGAAAGUUUUUUUUUUCUGGGAGUAGAGAAUGAGUUGAUGAUAUGAUAUAUUCUAACAAAGGAGAUGGCGAUUACCUGUGUGUGACAUUUGGCCCUUGAGUCCACAGAUGUCCAGUACGGCCUCUGUCUGUUUUCUCUCUAACAGCACUUAAAUAUUUUUUUCAUUAAUGUCUGUUAUCACUAAUAGGAUUAUCUCAUAAUCUGUGGUUAGAACACAUAAUUAAGUAUUUUACAUGUAAUAUGAGUAUACAUUAGCAUUAUAGAGACAAUUUAUGAGAAAUAACAUUGUGUUUCAUUUAUUGCAGAUAAUUUUAAUAUAUAUGUAGCCUAUGUAUGAGUUUGUUUUUGUUCUGUCGUACAAAUAAUGGACAAAAGGUUAGACAAACUGAAGUGUUUGAAGCUAUGUCAGUGCAAACCAAAACUGUUUCUGAAAGGGAACAGGCAUGUGUUUUAAUGGCAGCCGUCUGCCAUGGAGACGGGAGCGGCUGUCUGGCUCUGGAGUGGUGGGCGAGAGCGAGGCAGCGGUCACUUGCAGCUCCUAAAGCAGACCUCCAAACCCCCGGGUUCUUCGUUUCGUCUUCGUUGGUCUUCGUUUGCUGGGUUUCUCAAAAACGCCAGCUGUCUGUUACUUCAUGAACCAAAUUGUUUCUCAGCAUGCUUUUUUUUUUUUUUUACAGUCCUGCAAACGAUAAGCCACAGUCGAACGCUGACGUUGUGCCCUACCCGCACGUUUUAUUUUAGAUUUCGUUAGCGCGUGGGUAUACGUACAAAGCUAGCGUACGCGCAGAACUCCAGACAUUGAGUUUGACUGCCUGGGUUGGAACUCGGUGGCACACAGAACAGUGCUGCACCUGUGGCUUGUAACCAAGAUGGUAUUCUGAGCUCUAAAAUGGCGGCAGGGGACUGCCAGUCAACUCCAUCCACUGACUACCCUCUGAAUCUUCCUGGAAAGAACCGCUGAGACACCACGACAGCCAAGCAUGCAUUUUAACAGAGAUGGCCAGGAGAUGUCAGGAGAUGGCCUUCUGUCAGGAGAUGGGCUUCUGUCUAGUCCUUAGUGAGAUAUUACUCAUUUCUUAACGGCUCAUCUCAGUAUGACUGGUGCUCGUGGCAGAUGUGGUUGCAGCGCUUCUUUUCAGGAAGAGAUGUCUGAGUUGGGGAGGCUGAGGCCGGAUGUGUCUCUCAGCUCUCUGCUUGGGUCCUGUGGGUGCGUUCAGAAAGACUGCUGUAUAACUCCUCUGUGCCUGCCCCCAACAAAUGUAUCAGUGUUAAUCAUUCUGCGGUCUCAUUUUUAAAUAAAGG